This is a messenger RNA of Adineta ricciae, 1104 nucleotides long. Lineage: Eukaryota; Metazoa; Rotifera; Eurotatoria; Adinetida; Adinetidae. The record is from the annotation of a GenBank genome assembly.
AUGUCACUGAUUCGUACUAAUCGUCCUAAACCACCAGUGAAUAUUUUGGAUAAACGUAUUCCACGAAAUCCAAGAUAUGAAAAUGUUCAAACCACUAUUGAUACCGGAGACAGUUUAACCAAUGCCUUAAAACGAAGCGAAGAAUCGCGUGGAUAUGCCAAACCACAAGCGGGAGAAUUGUUUAAACGCAUGAAAAUCUCAACUCUUAUCAAAUUGAUUAUUCAAGUUGCUGAAAUAAAUUCUCUUGAGAACGAGUCAAGAAAUACAGAUCGACCAGAAACACAAGACAGUCAGAUGAGCGCAGAAACGACUCGAUCAACAUUACAGACCGUUAUUCGUGGUGUGGGAGAAAUGGAUAUCUAUAGAGAUUAUAUGAAUCGAAAUUCGACGAUACCAGUAACACCAAAAACAGCCAAUAGCGACAACUUGGAAUUGGAUUUCGACGAACGCCCUUAUCUCAUUGUUGAUCUUCGUGAUAUUGAUGAAUUUAAUACCAAUCAUAUUGUAUCAGCUCAUCAUUAUCCUGCCGCUAUGCUUUCACGUUGUUCGAAUAAUGAAUCCAAAGAAUUACUUAUCUAUAAAAACAAAAAGGGCAAAAUUAUUGUUCUCUAUGAUGAGGACGAACAGAUCGCACCACGCGCUGCAACAAUCAUGUCCGAACGAGGCUACAACAAUAUCUUUUUACUCUCUGGUGGUCUAAAAUAUGCUGUUCGAAAGUAUCCAUGCGGUCUGAUAACAGGCAGAUGUCCUUUGUCAUGGACAUUGUCCGAAACGCAAACAAGGCCAGUCAAAGUUCAUAAUUGUGUACAGCCAUCUGACCAUACUUCACAUCAUCAUGACGAUGCACUGUCAACUCACCGUACAGUUGUUCAUUCAACGAAAGCUCUACAAGAUGCCAUGGUUACAUUUGAUACUCGAGAACAAUUCACAAGCCAUGACAUCGAAGAAUUGAACGAACAAUAUGAAGCGCAUUUAUUACCGAAAGAUAGUGGCACACGAUUAUCACGAACACAGACUCAUGCAUCGAAACAAAGCUCACGAAUCUCGAACGCGUCUGAUCGAUCAAAUUUCAGCCAUAUCUCGGAUAAACCGUGGAAACCCUAA